Homalodisca vitripennis (glassy-winged sharpshooter) is the source of this 322-nucleotide messenger RNA. Its product is annotated as longitudinals lacking protein, isoforms A/B/D/L-like. The transcript has a single exon. Bases 1 to 300 code for a protein of 99 amino acids. Lineage: Eukaryota; Metazoa; Arthropoda; Insecta; Hemiptera; Cicadellidae. The record is from RefSeq and is a predicted model, not a curated record.
AUGACUGGUGCAGGACUGUUAGCCAUGGAGUUUGCUGGCCCAUACAGUACAGUCACAGCUGUUCCCGCCAAGACUGGACGGGAGUCGAGUGCGCAAGCACAACACGCAUGUGCACAGUGUGGACGUCAGUACAAGUACGUCCAGGGUCUGCGUGCGCACGUUAAAUACGAGUGUGGAAAACCACCGAGUUUCCGCUGUCAGUUUUGCACAAAAGCAUUUCAUCUUGCAGGCAACCUGAAGAAGCACGUCAUGUUGAUGCAUCAGCAGUCUCCUAUUCCCCAGUCUGUAUCUUUGCAGUAAAAAUAAACAUGCUAUUGUGUUU